This is a messenger RNA of Colius striatus (speckled mousebird), 1940 nucleotides long. It is a transcript of the gene FBLN7, whose product is annotated as fibulin 7. NCBI's taxonomy places the organism in Eukaryota, Metazoa, Chordata, Aves, Coliiformes, Coliidae. Bases 3 to 1325 code for a protein of 440 amino acids. The transcript has 8 exons. The record is from RefSeq and is a predicted model, not a curated record. Gene Ontology annotation, molecular function: calcium ion binding.
CCAUGCCGGGGCCGCGGGGCCGCCUCCCGCUGCUGCUGCUGCUGCUGCUGCCGCCGCUGCUCCCGGCGGCACCGGCGCCCCAGAGCUGCCUGGGCAGGCAGCAGCUCCUGCCCAUCAUCCGGCAGAUGCAGCAGCUGCUGAAGGGGCAGGAGACGCGGUUUGCCGAGAGCCUGCGCCUGAUGAAGAGCCGCCUGAGCAGCCUGCACGCCUCCCUGGCCAGAGCCACCCCCGAGCCGCCCGCCGCCUCCUGCCCUGCCCCGCAGGCCCCUGCCAACGGGAAGAAGUUUGGCACCAAGUAUUUGGUGGAGCACGAGGUUCACUUCACCUGCGAGCCGGGGUUCGAGCUGCUGGGCUCCAGCACUCGGACGUGCCAGGCCAACGGCAGCUGGAGCGGGCAGGAGCCGCGCUGCACAGAGAUCAGCGAGUGCUCGAGCAGCCCCUGCCAGAACGGUGGCACAUGCCUGGAGGGGCUGAACCACUACAAGUGCCUCUGUCCCCAGCAGUGGACUGGAGCCACCUGCCAGUACCAGGCGCAGACGGCUCCCCCAGCCUGGAGCGUGACGGAUGACCCGGCGUUCCGGCGGCAGCCGCGCUGCGCGCAGACGGAGCAAGCCCAGCACUGCAGCUGCGAGCCCGGCUUCCACAUGAGCGGCACGGCAGCCAACGGCCUCUGCCAGGACCUCAACGAGUGCGAGGUGUACAAGCGCGAGGGGGGGCCCCGGCUCUGCGCCCACGCCUGCGUCAACCUCCCCGGCUCCUACCGCUGCGCCUGCCCCGGUGGCUACGUCCUGCUGGGUGACGGCAAGAGCUGCGAAGACAUCGACGAGUGCGCCCUGUCCCAGGAUAACUGCACGAGGGGCACCACCUGCAUCAACACCGGGGGCGGCUUCCAGUGCGUCAGCCCCCAGUGCCCCUCGCCCGCCGGCAACGUCACCUACGUCAAGACGUCACCCUUCCAGUGCGAGCGCAACCCCUGCCCGAUGGAGAGCCGCUCGUGUCACCAGGCGCCCAAGACCAUCUCGUUCCACUACCUGCCGCUGCCGUCCAAGCUGCUGGCGCCCACGCCGCUGUUCCGCAUGGCCACGGCGCCGGGCAGGGCAGGGCCCGACAGCCUGCGCUUCGGCAUCGCGGGCGGCAGCGGCAGCCGCGGCCACUUCGUCAUGCAGCGCUCGGACCGGCACACGGGCGAGCUGGUCCUGGUGCAGAGCCUCCAGGGGCCACAGACCGUCCAGGUGGACGUGGACAUGUCCGAGUACCUGGACCGUGUCUUCCAGGCCAAGCACGUGUCCAAAAUCACCAUCUUUGUCUCCGCCUAUGAGUUUUAAGGGGAGCGGGGCUGCCCCGCCGGCCGCGGCGCCCCGCUCGGCAUCCGCAGGCGUGCGACGGAGCUCCAGCUGACACCCCACGCCCAAGCCUCCCUGCAGCCAAGCAGCCUCCCCUCUUCCUGAAGAUUAUCCUGCCCUGGCAGCUUCUACACUCACCCACCUCAGGGGGGGAAACACAAGCAAAUGGAGAGUGAAAGGGAUGGGGCGCAGGGGUUAAAUGCUCACCCAGCUGCGGGAGCCCAGCAGCGUCCUCCCCCGAGGCUCCAGAAGGAUGAUGUCCCUGCCUGGUGCAGGAAACAGCAGAUAGAAACCACAGCCCUCAUUCCCCUUAACUUUUGUUUAGGAAGUCAGUUAACUGGUGCAUGCAGGAGGGAGCCUCUCCUCCCUGCCAGCCCGGCCCUGCUUGCACUGACCUCAGCCCCGUGCACAAAACACACCCCCACUCCCCUUUGGAUGCUGAGAAAAGCCACGGGGAAGGGUCUGGCCGGGUGUCUUGGUGCGCUGGGACCAGAUGAGAUCCACAGCCUGGGUUUGUGCGCCCUGCAUGUUAGCCACAGCACCCUGACGUUAUGCAUGUGUCUCAUUACGCUGGUGUUAGUACAAUUAAAGGAUGAU